AUGGCUUUGAGGAUACUCAACUUGACCACGAGCUCUUCCGGAUGUGAAAGAAAUUGGAGUGUUUAUGAACAAGUUGAUGCAAAGAGGAGAAAUAAGCUAGAUGUGCGCCGUAGGGACAAUCUAGUUUAUAUUCAGUUUAAUGGAAGAAUGAUGGACAAGAGAAAGAAGUACUCCUCUUCUGAUGUUCUCCUUGGUGAUGAUGCUUCAAUGGCACAAGAUUGGAUAGUUGAAGGUGCAUAUGUUGAUGAUGAGGUUGAUCCUGCCACGGGGCUGAAUGACACCAUCAUUGAUGAAGCAAUGGGAAUGGAGCCUCGUAGGAGUGCGAGGGUGAGAGAACUCCAUGAAGUAGAAGAAUUUGUUUCCGAUGGAGAAUCUGAACAUGAUGUUGUCAUGGAGGAUGACAUAGAGUUUGAGUCUGAUGAUGAUCGGGUUAUUGAAACCAACGACAAUGAAGAUGAGCGACAAUGAAGAUGAGGAGGACGUGAUUCCGCCUUGAAUCUUGGGGCUUUAUUUAACAAUCAUAUUAUUAUUCAUAUGAUCCUAUAUUUAUUUAGUAUGGAGUACGGACUGCCGUGAUGUCCUAUAUUUAUUUAAUUUGUGAACCUGGUUAUGUAAUAUGUACUGAUGUGAACUCGUCAUGUUCUUCUAUGCUUCUAGAUUUAUCUGUGGACAUGGUUAUCUAAUAUCUACUGGCUUGAUGAUGUUUAUUGAUGUGCAAAUUGCUAAUAUGUAUACCGUGGUGCUGUCCAAUUUUUGUUUGUUGUGUACCUGUCAGGUUCGGCCAUACUUUUUUGCAUGUCAUGUUCACUUCAAGCAAGGUAAUCCCGUGUAAAACAUUUCUUUUAUGCUCUUUUGCAACUUUUACUUGUUCAAUAGAGCAUAAUUUAGUGCUCGGAACUUUGAGUUUUGAAAAAAAACACCGAUUAAUAGUCGACCGAUUAAAUCAGUUAAUAGGCCGAUUUCCGAUUAAUCCCUAAUCUCAAGCCGACCGAGCAGUUAACGAUUACCGAUUUCUUGA
Molecule: messenger RNA, 1018 nt
Organism: Lolium perenne
Lineage: Eukaryota; Viridiplantae; Streptophyta; Magnoliopsida; Poales; Poaceae
Molecular function (GO): protein dimerization activity
Source: RefSeq, a predicted model, not a curated record